GGAUACACAAGCUCAUUGUGACUCGAGGUGACGGAUCGCUCACACAUACCCCACCGCCGUUCCAGUCCCGCUGGAACCCACUGAACUUCUCUGCCAAAUCAGCGGCCCAAGUUUUCCUUCCAGGUCACUAUUCUUCUCUCAAGGGCGUCCGCCACUUUCCUUCUCUUUGCCUCUUUCGUUUGACAUUUUCUUAAAAGAGUAAAACUCGCUGUCUAGCAGGAAUAAAAGUGUUUUCUGAAGUUGGCUUGGUUUGUUGAGCGACAAAUUCGCGCAGUGAAUCGGAGGAAAAACUGAGUGAAGAUUAACUCUGGUAACUGUCGAGAUAAUUUGUGGUUGCAUUCGAGCGAGGAGAUUUUAAAGACAUAAGAUCAUGGUUGGGGGACCACAGGGACUAUUCAUAGUAGUUCUGGUCCUCUCUCGAACCUUUGCUUUACCUCAGCCUCCUCUGUCGACCGAAGAUGUCACAGACUACGAAGAUGGCCCUACCAACAUGUUUGUGCGACAGACCAGGAAACACGCAAGACCCAUGUUCUACAUCAACUGCAGCUACAGGGACUUAUGCUACUGCUACAGCAAGAUCACCAGGCACCACUACUGCUGUUCCUGUGACGUAGGAGCCUGCUUCCCUGGCACCGCGAAGGUCUCCACCUCCGCCGGUGCCUUCACGACGAUGGACAAGCUCAGGACGGGAGACGACGUCCUCGCUGUUGAUGAAUCUGGAAAGAUAGUAGCAUCACAAGUGCUGGGAUUCAUGGACCGGCGGCCGAGCGAGAUCUCUCUGUACGUGACCCUGCGCACAGCCGCAGGACAGAACCUGACGCUCUCCCCCAACCACGUGCUCUUCAAGAGCGCACUCAACUCCAGCCAUCCAGUCAGUACUUUCGGUUCGGACAUCAGCAUUGGAGAUGUGAUCUUCUCUGUCAAUAAAACGGGCCUUGAGAGAACCAGGGUGGUGGCUGUCGAGCACAGUGUCAUACAAGGUGCUUACGUGCCCUUAACAAAAGAGGGCACUCUCAUCGUGGAUGGCACCAUGGUAUCUUGCUAUGCUUCGUAUCGUCAUUCCCUGGCUCAUGCAUUCCUGGCACCCGUCAGAGCUUUCCCCCUGUUACUGUGGCCUCGCCCAGGAUUCUUCUCAAAUCUUGGUUUACUCAUGAAGAAUGUGAUCAAUGGAUUUGGCGAGAACUCCUUAGAAUUCCUGAAGGACUUCUUCACGGGACACCAUGAGAUCAAACAAUCCAUGGAGGGAAUCCUGCAUUACAGUGAGCCUAGGGGUCACUUCACGUCAGAGCCUGAAAUCCGCAAGAAAGAAACGCUCCAUUAUUCUUCCUUCACUAGCGAAGAUGCCACCAUGCUCGAAGGAGAGGGAGAGGCCUUCUACAUCACCCUUGUGAAGCUCAUCGGAUGGCUACUCUUUCGAGACGAGAAGGCUGUCACUCCAGUCAUCCAGCUGAAUCCACAAGUUCAGUGGGAUGGCUUUUCCCAACUAUUUAUUUCCUCCAGUGCAUUUACCAACAUCCAAUCUGCAAUUCUCCAAUUGGUGACAAGGUCAUGGUAAUGAAAUUUCCCAUGUCCAUUGCCUAGGGAUGCUGCCAGUGCCCAAAGAUAGCAUGUUCAGUGCCCACAAGUGAGACAAUAUAUACCUUUACUGUAAACAAGACACGAGUCAGUUUUUAAUGAGGUGGUCAAAUAAAAUUCGUUAGUCGUACUUCAUGUUUAAAGCAAAAUUUAAGUGAAAUUCCAUAUUAUAUAGUCAAAAAAUGCUAAAAAAUCUGUUGCACCAAAAUUGGUGGUUCCAAUGAUGGCAAUUCAUGCUUUACUAAUAAGAUCCAAAAUGCCAUUUCGCUGCAAUAAGGGUUCCUCUGAAACUUUUAUAUAAUCUGCUUCUUCCAAUUCUUCUUGUCUUAAAAAGCUUUAAGUUCAUCAAGAAACAUUAUAUAUAGAUAUAUAUAUAUAUAUAUAUAUAUAU
Molecule: messenger RNA, 1966 nt
Organism: Macrobrachium nipponense
Lineage: Eukaryota; Metazoa; Arthropoda; Malacostraca; Decapoda; Palaemonidae
Product: indian hedgehog B protein-like
Exons: 6
Coding region: 371-1555 (394 amino acids)
Biological process (GO): protein autoprocessing; cell-cell signaling; intein-mediated protein splicing
Source: RefSeq, a predicted model, not a curated record